Molecule: messenger RNA, 879 nt
Organism: Metarhizium brunneum ARSEF 3297
Lineage: Eukaryota; Fungi; Ascomycota; Sordariomycetes; Hypocreales; Clavicipitaceae
Product: Catechol 1,2-dioxygenase
Biological process (GO): catechol-containing compound metabolic process
Molecular function (GO): ferric iron binding; catechol 1,2-dioxygenase activity
Source: RefSeq, a predicted model, not a curated record
AUGUCGUCCAACCAACAAAACGGCGCCGUCUUGGGCCGAGAAUUCACCCAGAAUGUCAUUGACGCCAUGGGGCCCAAGACGAGCCCUCGGCUGCGGCAGGUUAUGGGCGCCCUGAUCUCGCACAUCCACGACUUUGCGCGCGAGGUGCAGCUCACCACCGACGAGUGGAUGGCCGGCGUCGAGCUGAUUAACGAGGCAGGGCGCAUGAGCAACGACAGGCGCAACGAGGGACAGCUGCUCUGCGACGUCAUCGGCCUGGAAUCCCUCGUCGACGACAUCACCUUCACCACCGCCAUCCACAGCGCCAACGGCCUCACGGCAUCUGCAAUCCUCGGCCCCUUCUGGAGACACGACACACCGCACAGGGACAACGGCACCACCAUCACCUUUGACACGCCGCCCGACGGACAGGUCGUCUACAUGCACGGCAAGGUGACCGACGUCACGACUGGGAAGCCGCUGCAGAAUGCCUCCGUCGACGUCUGGCAAGCAUCCACCAACGGCCUUUACGAGCAGCAAGACGACGACCAGAAGGAGCACAAUCUCCGCGGCGUCUUCCACACCGACGCCGAGGGCUGCUACUCCUUCUACUGCCUCCGUCCGACGCCCUACCCGGUGCCCAUGGACGGGCCUGCGGGAAAGCUGCUCGGCAUGAUGGACCGCCAAGUGUUUCGCCCUGCGCACAUUCACCUCAUGGUCCAACAAGAGGGCUACAAGUCCUUGACUACCCAGAUCUUCGACCACAAGUGCAAAUACCUCGACAAGGACUCCGUGUUUGCCGUCAAGGACGAGCUCAAGGUCGAGUUUGUGCCGCGAAAGGGCGACCCGCAAGCCCCCCUCGAGCUGGAGUACAAUAUUACGCUGGCAAAGACGUCUUGA